AUGGCGCUUCCUCAAAACGCGCCCGCCGCAGCAGCGGGUGCGAGCCGUUCCCCCACGCGAGACAGUCCCAGGUCUCAGCCUGCUUCUUCUGUGACUUCUAAAAACACCAACGCCUCGGGAGACGAGGGCGUCUCUGCUCGAGAGAGAACUCCAGGCUCUUCUGUGUCGAGAAGGUUGACUAGCCUCGCGAGUUUGAGCGGCAGCAACGUAACCCAUCGCUUGGCGGAUAUGGGCAGACACCUCGUCGCGAGUUUCACUUCAGCACCGACCGAGUCGUCUUUCCUUUCCAAGGGCACUUUGACGCCUCAGGAAUUCGUAGACGCUGGUGACCUCCUCACCCACAAAUUCCCCACCUGGCAGUGGAGCGGUGCGGGUCCGUCUGGGAAGAGGGCAUCGACCUGGCUUCCAGAAGACAAGCAAUUUCUGAUUACGAAGAAUGUGCCUUGCUACCGCCGCGUCAGAGACAUGGACGAUGCUCUCAACUCGCGAGUCGGUCACGACGCAGAAGGCGGAUGGACGCUGCCUCUGUUAAAUGACGAAGAACGCGAGGGGAGAGUAGACACCGGCGAGGCGCCUGACCUGACCCAGAGCAUGCAGAGACUCAGACUGAAUGCGGAGUGUGAACGAGAAGCCGAAGCCUCAACCCGGAAGACCCCGCCUUCCGUGGCUGCACACGCUGGACAAGAAACUGCCGCGGCAGAUCGAGAAAGGAAUCUCCGGGACGACGUGCCGGAUUUAAUAAACUUCUCUGACAUUGACGGUCUCGUGCAAGAGGACGACGAUCCAGCCGCAGCCGAGGCACCUUCGUCCUUUGUGCGAAGUUCCGCCGAUGCCGAGAUCGUCGCCGCCCGGACUUACGACCUGAGUAUUACUUACGACAAGUACUUCCAGACACCCCGCAUUUGGCUUUUCGGCUACAGCGAGAAUGGUGUGCCGUUGCUUCCCGAGGAGAUUUUUGAGGAUAUUUUGACUGACUACGCGGCGAAAACAGUCACCGUCGACCCUCAUCCGUGCACGGGUAUUCCCACGGCCUCGAUACACCCUUGCAGGCACGCGAGCGUGAUGAAGAAGGUGGUGGACAGCUGGUUGGAGAGUGGGAUGAAACCGCGCCACGACCUGGCGCUGUUAGUGCUGCUUAAAUUUGUGUCGAGCGUUAUUCCCACCAUCGAGUACGACUUCACAAUGGAUGUUGAUAUGUUCUUUCACCACACGAAAGAGAAGUAG
Messenger RNA from Neospora caninum, 1224 nucleotides. Its product is annotated as putative autophagocytosis associated protein. Lineage: Eukaryota; Apicomplexa; Conoidasida; Eucoccidiorida; Sarcocystidae. The transcript is spliced from 9 exons. Gene Ontology annotation, cellular component: cytoplasmic ubiquitin ligase complex; cytosol. Gene Ontology annotation, molecular function: Atg8-family ligase activity. Bases 1 to 1224 code for a protein of 407 amino acids. Gene Ontology annotation, biological process: nucleophagy; autophagy of mitochondrion; autophagosome assembly. The record is from RefSeq and is a predicted model, not a curated record.